GACAAAAUUAUACCAAAGCUGCCGAUAUAUAUAGUUUUGGUAUAAUAAUGUAUGAAGUAAUUUCUGGAUUGCCCCCAUAUCAUGAUUUAAAACAUGAUAAUAAUUUAGCAAUAAAAAUUUGCAAAGGACUUAGACCAAGGUUUAACAUUAAAGUACCACAAUUAAUUGUACAUUUAAUUAAAAGAUGCUUAGAUGCAAACCCAUUAAGCAGACCAAUAGCAAAAGAAAUAAUUAAUAUUUUAUUUAGAUGGCAAUAUGAAUCUAAUAAUGAACAAACGAUAGAAUUACGAGCACAAAUUAAGGAAGCAGAUGAGAUAAGUAAUAAUUCAUCAAAUAGCAGUAUAACUUCAACUAGUUUAGGGAUAUCAUAUAAUACACAUUCAGAAGCUAUUUAUACAAGUAGAUUACUCGAUUUUAAUAAUCUUCCUGAACCAAAAAAUUCCGACGAUUAUUAUGAACAAAAUGAUAAUAUAAUUAGCGAGAAAUUUUCAGAAUCUUUACAACUUGAUAUUUCUCAAUUGAAUAAUAAGAAUCUUUACAAAUUAAUAUU
Molecule: messenger RNA, 550 nt
Organism: Rhizophagus irregularis DAOM 181602=DAOM 197198
Lineage: Eukaryota; Fungi; Glomeromycota; Glomeromycetes; Glomerales; Glomeraceae
Source: RefSeq, a predicted model, not a curated record